GGGCUUUAAACACACAAGUUAUCAUCUUCUUCCAUCUAAAGCUGAGUGAAAAGCCCUAGCAGUAUAUGCGUCACUCUAUUUAAAACCGGAAACCCUAAUUCCCUUCUUUCAGAUCUCUGCUCAAGCCGUCGAAAAUGUCGAAGCGAGGACGUGGAGGAACGUCGGGUAACAAGUUCAGGAUGUCGCUGGGUCUUCCAGUGGCGGCGACGGUGAACUGCGCCGACAACACGGGAGCCAAGAACCUUUACAUCAUUUCGGUGAAAGGGAUCAAAGGUCGUCUUAACCGAUUGCCUUCUGCUUGCGUCGGAGACAUGGUGAUGGCCACCGUCAAGAAGGGAAAGCCUGAUCUCCGUAAAAAGGUUAUGCCAGCUGUCAUCGUUAGGCAGAGGAAGCCAUGGCGCCGAAAGGAUGGUGUCUUCAUGUACUUCGAAGAUAAUGCUGGAGUCAUCGUCAACCCCAAGGGAGAAAUGAAAGGUUCUGCGAUCACUGGUCCCAUUGGUAAAGAGUGCGCUGAUCUCUGGCCGAGGAUUGCUAGUGCUGCCAAUGCCAUUGUCUAAUGAUCAGUGCAAUUACUAGUCUGUCUUUGCUGGUUUUUGAUUAUCAUUCUAAACUUUGUUGGUGUUUUAAAUUAUAUCAAAACAAAUUUGAGAAUUUUGGUAAAAUGUAUUUUGAUAUCCUGACAAUACGACAUUCAAUUAUCUUGGUUAUUUUUGAAACAA
This is a messenger RNA of Raphanus sativus (radish), 719 nucleotides long. Its product is annotated as 60S ribosomal protein L23. Bases 135 to 557 code for a protein of 140 amino acids. Gene Ontology annotation, molecular function: large ribosomal subunit rRNA binding; structural constituent of ribosome. Gene Ontology annotation, cellular component: ribosome; cytosolic large ribosomal subunit. The transcript has 3 exons. Lineage: Eukaryota; Viridiplantae; Streptophyta; Magnoliopsida; Brassicales; Brassicaceae. The record is from RefSeq and is a predicted model, not a curated record. Gene Ontology annotation, biological process: translation.